Messenger RNA from Paramecium tetraurelia, 941 nucleotides. RefSeq lists its product as uncharacterized. The record is from RefSeq and is a predicted model, not a curated record. NCBI's taxonomy places the organism in Eukaryota, Ciliophora, Oligohymenophorea, Peniculida, Parameciidae. The transcript has 5 exons.
AUGAAAGCAUCUCUUGUAUGCAUACUAAUUCUGACUGUGGCUGCAACUGAUUUUGAAUCAUUCUAGCAAGCCUUAGAGUUUGAUCCAUAAACAUUGUCAGGAGACCACUGUGGAAAUGAUGAUUAGUUCACAUAAUAAUAUGAGGCGUUCUUACCAUGGAUUUAAUUACUUGAAGAAGGUGAAAUUGAAAUGUAAGAGGAUCACAGUGUACUUACUUAAGCCAGAGAUAAAAUUAAAUUAGUCAGAGAAUAUAUUUAAGAUUUGGAUGAAGAACUCGAGAAGGACUAAACCAACAAUAAUAACAAUGUUGUUGAAUAACCUACACAAUAACCUACCUAAUAGUCUACCUAACAACCUACUGGAUAAUCUGAACCAUAACCAGUUUAACCAGCAUAAGAAGUUUAAGAGGAUGAUGAAGAAGAAGAGAAUGAUGAUCCAUUUGGUUGGGGAGCAGGUGAAAUCCCAUAACAUUUAUUGGUUGAUAGCAAGAAAAAACAUAAUAAAAAUCUUAAGGGACAUGCUAAAGUCUUGUUGGAGGUUAUGAAUUAGAGCAAAUCACUUAAAUAUAAAAGCAAAAUCAAGAGAAUUGUUGCUAUGGCUACUUCAUUGGAUACUGACAUGGGAACAUAAGAUUUAUAAGAAAGAAAAAAUCGUAAAUUAGAACUCUGCGAUUUGAUCUUGGAUGAGUUAAUCAACAUGAUUGAAUUCUUAGAAAAAGUUAUGAAUGACUAUCAAUAUCAAUAAGAAGCCUAUGAUAUUUUUAAAAAGAAACAAGAAGAAAUAGUAGAAGUUGCUAAUGGAUGUGGAGCAAGAGUGAUCUCACUCUAAGACACUUAUUCAACCAGCUUUGUUUAGACUCAACCUUUAAAGAGAAACAAGAAAUAAAAUAAAGAACAAAAAAGAAAAAGAAAGCAUUGAAUGAUAAAUAAAUGAUACAUUUU